Diachasmimorpha longicaudata is the source of this 3119-nucleotide messenger RNA. RefSeq names its product kinesin-like protein KIF19. Bases 733 to 3039 code for a protein of 768 amino acids. NCBI's taxonomy places the organism in Eukaryota, Metazoa, Arthropoda, Insecta, Hymenoptera, Braconidae. The record is from RefSeq and is a predicted model, not a curated record. The transcript has 9 exons. Gene Ontology annotation, molecular function: microtubule binding; microtubule motor activity; ATP binding. Gene Ontology annotation, biological process: microtubule-based movement.
ACCCUUGAACCGACUCAUACCACUCCACGUUCUCGCAAUCAAAUUUAUUUGCGGAAGCCAUAAGAAUAUCAUUAGCUUCAAAUGCUCACCAGAAUUGCCCCAUCGAUCCACCCCUUUGAUGUAGUUCUUCUUCUGCUCCGUCCAUAGGUAAUUCAUCUAUCCUUCAAUAAACCCGGUAAGUAGUCAUCUGUAACUGGCAAAUUACCGGAUUAAAUCAUCAGAAUUAGCAACUGAAAAUAAAAAUAAAUACUACAUUGUAGCCAGGAAGUUGUAGUGCACGAAGAUAAAUGUCAUGUAUUUAGCAUAAUCGAGGUAACGGCAUUUCCCUGCUCGAUUUUUGACAUUGACAAUUGGAAAUGAGUGGGUAUGGGGCUCAUUACGCUGAUGAUAAUGCCAAGAGUGAUGUUUACGUCGGAAAAGCGCGGGCAUAGGGGUGAAAUCGAAAAGGUACGCGUGCCUCUGGGGGACUUGCGCUGUUGGAGGUGGGUGGGUGGACGACUGGACGCUCUGGAGGACUUCUGGACACCUCGCCAGACCAGUCGUGCUUGGAUCUGCGUUCGAUUGAGUUGCUCGUAUCGAACACAGUGCGAUGCUCGGAGGGUUCGAACUCUGCCGAGGGAAUUCCCCGAGAAUCUCCCCUCGCGACUAAAUUUUUAGAAAAUUGUGUGGUGAUUUUGUUUUUAUUACAUGAUGAUCUCGGUUUGAUUUACUUCGGUGAUCAUUAUUGUGAACAUGACACAGUGUAGCAGCGCGAGUGGUAGCACCACUAGCUCUAGUGGCAGUUGCAGAAGAGUGCCGAAGGACCGGUCCAAUCGGGCUAUCGAGGAAAAACUUAUGGUGGCGGUGAGGAUCAGACCACUGGGUGAUGAUAAAUCCGGCCCUCGGGUUAUACAUGCUGUUAAUAAUAAGAUGGUAAUGUUGGAUGACUUGGAGGUAGACAAGCUCAAGCGAAGUUCCCCGCGACAAUAUCUGUACGAUCUGGUCCUCGGGGAAGGUUCCACACAAGCAGAUGUCUAUGAAGGUACGACAAAACCCCUGGUCCAGGAUAUUAUCGAUGGCUUCAAUGCAACAGUCUUCGCUUAUGGGGCCACUGGUGCUGGGAAAACCCACACGAUGGUCGGCAGUUCUGCAGAGCCUGGAGUCAUGGUUCGAGCGCUCAACGAUAUCUUCCUGGCUAGUCGACAAACCCCUGAUAACGUUGAUGUUCAAGUAACAAUGUCAUAUCUCGAAAUAUACAAUGAGAACAUACGCGACCUGUUGAAUCCCAGUACCGGUUACUUGGAGUUGCGUGACGAGUCUAGGGGUCGUAAUGUUCAAGUCGCGGGUCUCACGGAGAUAUCAACAAAUUCCACGGAGGAAGUGAUGAAGUUGUUGCACCGGGGGAACACCGCCAGAACAGUCGAGCCGACAGCGGCGAAUGAGACGUCAUCCAGAAGUCAUGCGUUGCUCAGUGUUUUGGUCAAGCAAACAAGUAAACCCAAGUCAGGGAGGGACAUUGGACAGAGGACGAGGGUUAAACAGGGGAAACUUUUUAUGAUUGAUCUUGCUGGAUCGGAACGUGCUAAGCAAACAAAAAACCAAGGAAAACGACUUCAAGAAGGUGGCCACAUAAACAGAUCCCUCCUGGCCUUGGGCAACUGCAUCACAGCCCUGUCAUGUGGUGCGAGGUAUGUCAACUACCGCGACUCUAAACUGACUCGUCUCUUGAAGGACGCCCUCGGGGGAAACAGCCGGACCGUCAUGAUCGCUCACGUAUCUCCUGUCGCAGCCCACCGAGACGAGAGCAAAAACACCCUCAUGUACGCAGAUCGAGCCAACAGAAUCACGAAUAAAGUCGAGAGAAACAUCGUCGAUGUGAACUACCACGUGUCCCAGUACCGAGACAUCAUCAGUGAUCUGAAGAACGAAAUUUCAAGGCUCAGGACGAAAAUGCAUGACUCAGAUCGACCGCGAUCCAACACCGACGAACCGAUCACAGAAGCUCAGUCGACUGACUUGAGAAGAUUACGGGAGAAAAUUGUUUCUGUUUUCAAGGAACAGAUGAGAUUGAGACGUAAGCUGAUGGAGUUGGACAGUCACCUACUCGGUUUGAAUAUUGCGGGGGAGCAGCAGCACGCGAUAAUCGCCCACUGGGAAUCCCGGAACAAUAAACUUUACAGAGCGAGUAAAGACUCAACGAGAAGACGAUCCAGUGGAGACAGCCAAGUCGAGGAAGUUGACAAUGAAGAUUCAACCGAAGAAGUCGAGAUAGAUGACGUAACCGUCCAACAAGCUUGGAACGAACUGUCAGAAAUCAGCAAAGAGCAAGAACGUUACUCAGAACUACGAGCCCUAACAGAACGGGAGUUAGAAACCUGCAGGCAACGUAGCGCAAAUCUUGAGGAUGAACUUCCUUCCCAAAUAAAUUCCGACCAAGAACGAGAGCUGUUGGCGCUGAUGCUUCGAGUGCACGAGUUGGAAGCCGACAAGAUGAUGCUGCAGAGUGAGAGGCUGGUGAAACAACAUGAGUUGAGAAGACGUGAAUUACUGCUAUUGAGAUACGACAGACAGAGACAGAUAUCAGACGAGAUAAUUACGAGACAGCGGAGGAUCAUGGAGGACGGCAAACUCGAGCUGCCGACAGAUCUCCAGGGGCUGUACCUCAUGUACCAGCAGGAGAUUCACGCAGCUGCUUACAAUGACAGCAAUCUCGUAGAUUUAUCUGUCUCCUCGAUGCUCUUCAAUAACCGAUUGCCGCCAAUUUCCCGGAAUGUUGAGGUCUUGGAUGACAGCAGGAUGGCCAGUAGCUCGACGGAUUCUGAUUGGGAAUCACCACUGCCGCCAAUUCCAGAGCCCAGGGAAAUCGAGAGCGUGAUGGGGCCUAUUGUUAGGCCCCUUGAUUCGCCGGCUUUAUUCAAAUUUCCGCCGAUUUCUUCGACCGUGUCGAGAACAAAGGACAAUAAGCUACGAAGAGUGGCGAGUGACAACAACGUGAGUCUGAUAAAGCCGUCGCGUGGAGGGAGAUCCCGAGAUAUUGGAAAACUAGAUCCACGAAAAUGACCCGGAUGAAGAAUGAAGUGACUGGACACGAUAAACUAUGCGUACCUGAAGACCAGCAGACCCAUUCAGGGAGAGUCUGA